Messenger RNA from Microcebus murinus (gray mouse lemur), 5261 nucleotides. It is a transcript of the gene EHD4, whose product is annotated as EH domain containing 4. The record is from RefSeq and is a predicted model, not a curated record. Gene Ontology annotation, molecular function: calcium ion binding; protein binding; GTP binding. Gene Ontology annotation, cellular component: plasma membrane; cytoplasm. Lineage: Eukaryota; Metazoa; Chordata; Mammalia; Primates; Cheirogaleidae. Gene Ontology annotation, biological process: endocytosis; endosomal transport.
GCGGCGGCGAGCGCGGCCGGGGCGGCUCAGUGCGAGCUGGGGAGGGUCGAACUCAGAUCUGGGUCCGUGCGCUGAGCGUGACGGCGGCGCGAUGUUCAGCUGGCUGGGGCGGCAGGCGGGCGGGCGCGAGCGCGCCGGCGGCGCGGACGCAGUGCAGACGGUGACCGGCGGCCUGCGCUCGCUCUACCUGCGCAAGGUGCUGCCGCUGGAGGAGGCGUACCGCUUCCACGAGUUCCACUCGCCGGCGCUGGAGGACGCCGACUUCGAGAACAAGCCCAUGAUCCUCUUGGUGGGCCAGUACAGCACGGGCAAGACCACCUUCAUCAGAUACUUGCUGGAGCAGGAUUUCCCAGGCAUGAGGAUUGGUCCAGAGCCCACCACCGAUUCCUUCAUUGCCGUGAUGUACGGAGAGACUGAGGGCAGCACCCCAGGAAAUGCUUUAGUCGUGGACCCCAAAAAGCCAUUUAGAAAACUUAGUCGCUUUGGAAAUGCUUUCCUGAAUCGAUUCAUGUGCUCCCAGCUGCCCAAUCAGGUCCUGAAGAGCAUCAGCAUCAUCGACAGCCCCGGCAUCCUCUCCGGGGAGAAGCAGCGCAUCAGCCGAGGGUAUGACUUCUGCCAGGUCCUGCAGUGGUUUGCCGAGAGGGUCGACAGGAUCAUCCUGCUUUUCGACGCUCACAAGCUGGACAUCUCGGACGAGUUCUCAGAGGCCAUCAAGGCCUUCCGGGGCCAGGACGACAAGAUCCGAGUGGUGCUAAACAAGGCGGACCAAGUGGACACGCAGCAGCUGAUGCGAGUCUACGGGGCCCUCAUGUGGUCCCUGGGCAAGGUCAUCAACACACCUGAGGUGCUGCGCGUCUACAUCGGCUCCUUCUGGGCACAGCCCCUGCAGAACACAGACAACCGCCGGCUCUUCGAGGCCGAGGCCCAGGACCUCUUCAGAGACAUCCAGAGCCUUCCCCAGAAGGCAGCGGUGCGCAAACUCAACGACCUCAUCAAGCGAGCAAGGCUGGCCAAGGUACACGCCUACAUCAUCAGCCACCUGAAGAAGGAGAUGCCAAGCGUAUUUGGGAAGGAAAACAAGAAGAGGGAACUUAUCAGCAGGCUACCAGAAAUCUACAUUCAGCUACAGCGAGAACACCAGAUUUCUGCAGGGGACUUCCCCGAAGUCAAGGCCAUGCAGGAGCAGCUGGAGAACUACGACUUCACCAAGUUCCACUCGCUGAAGCCCAAGCUGAUCGAGGCCGUGGACAACAUGCUGAGCAGCAAGAUCUCGUCCCUGAUGAGCCUCAUCAGCCAGGAGGAGAUGAGCGUGCCCACGCAGCUGGUGCAGGGUGGCGCCUUCGACGGCACCGCCGAGGGCCCCUUCAACCACGGCUACGGGGAGGGCGCCAAGGAGGGCGCCGAUGAGGAGGAGUGGGUCGUGGCCAAGGACAAGCCCGUCUACGACGAGCUCUUCUACACCCUGUCGCCCGUCAACGGCAAGAUAUCGGGCGUCAACGCCAAGAAGGAGAUGGUGACCUCCAAGCUGCCCAAUAGCGUCCUGGGCAAGAUCUGGAAGCUGGCCGACUGCGACAGCGACGGCAUGCUGGACGACGAGGAGUUCGCGCUGGCCAAGCACCUCAUCAAGAUCAAGCUCGACGGCUACGAGCUGCCCAGCAGCCUGCCCCCCCACCUCGUGCCCCCCUCUCACAGGAAGUCCCUGCCGAAGGCCGACUGAGGGGCGGGCCGUGGCAGGGGAAUCGGGGGACCUGGGCCGAGGCCUGCUCUGCCACUGACUUCACCGAAUGACCUUGGGCAAGGCACUGCCCUCUCCGUGCCUUGGUUUCCCCAUCUGUAGAAUGUGGAGGGCAGACACUGGACACUAGAUGAGGUCCUUUCACCUUCAAAAUUCCCUGAGUUUCUAUCAAAAUAUUAGGGGGCCAAGGAUGGGUCAGGGGAUGGAAGUGUUCAGAAGAAAGGGAAAUUGUCCAAAGAUUCUCUGGAGCCUGGAGAAGCACGUGGAGACUGGGGUUUGGCAGAGUCCCAGGAACCUUGGGGAGUGGGCUGGGGGCUCCCUGGGCUGUUUGCCAUCACAGAUGACCUCUGGAGCACCUGUCUGUCCCUCAGAGGGCACCAGGGGGCAGCAAAGAUGAUCUUAUUUAUUUUGUUUUCUGCUGUAUUUAGCGUGGGGGGAAAAAAUAGAGUAGAGGGUUUCUGCUCUUUCCAGACUGUCUACCAAAGAGUAGAAGACAGAUGUCCUGGGUCAGGGAGGAGGUGUGCUACUUCUGUGCCCCGUCCCUUCUGCAAGCCCCAGCAGGGCCAGCAGCCAGGCCCAGGAGUGUGUCUGUCCCAGAACCCACUGACCAGAUGACCUCCCCUUGCAGGCCUCCCUCCUGGGGCCUUCCCAGUAAAGCUGUAUGUGAUUAGGAAUUCGGAACUCACAACCAUUUUUAACCCCUAGCAGGACUUCCACUUUGCAUUUCAAGUCACGUUGCAGUCUGAAGAUUAACUUUUCUUACUGCUGUGUCUGAUAAGUAGUAGCAAAGUCUGUAUGCUUAAACUACAGUAAGGAAAAGUUCUCCUCAGUCAUCGCCUAGUGUGGCCCUGGCCCUCAGCCAUUAAACAUCCCCAAGGCUCCUUGUUAGAAGGCAGGAUUUAAAGUCGGUGAAAACCUGUCUUAGUGUGCGCAGUGUCCUGGGCCCUGCGGACACGGGUGGAUGAGAGACCAGCCCUGCCCUGGGCUGGUGAGUAGCAAAGAUCAGUCUGCCAGAGUGAGACAUUGUUUUUGUAGAAAACAGGCAGUUACUAUGUCCAGUGUUUUUUGUUUUUAUUUUUUCUUUACAGGAUAAAAGUCUUUAUACAGAAACAAAGUGGAAUCUUUCAUAUAAAACCUUUUCCUCGAAGGUUCCGUGGUCCAUGUCAUGAGUGCCUGGCACGACACAGAUUUGGGCGCUGACCUUUGCACUGGCUCCAAGUGUGCCUUGCCCAGCUCCCCCGAGGACACCUGUAGGGGCCGCUGGUCCCGAUGCCCAUGUCAAGGACAGGGGGUUCAUUCUUACCACCCUCCCUGCUCCCUGGGCACCUGCGCGGGGCGGCAAGUGACUUUCACCGUUAUUUAUGCAAAAAGAGAGACACAAAACAGUGGUGGGUGCAUGGCAUGGGCCCUGCGGUCACCAGAAAUAAAUGAAAUCAGAACAGUCCCACUGAACCCUCUAAAAACCAUAUGAUCUUUUUCUUGUCACCUGCCUGUGGUGACAUCAAGGCCAGAGCUGCAGAUUCAAGAGCAAACAUUUGUGGGGGAAGCAUUGAUACCCAGAUACCAACCCUUACACUCCCUAGCUUACUUUCUAAAUAAUUCAGUUUUAAGAGAAGUAAAUGCAUAAUGUGGUUUUUUAGCCUUAAUGAGAACUUUUAAAUUAAUUAAACACGUAGGAAAGAAACACAAUCCCAGUACUGUACUGUGAGCAGAUAGUUCUGUGAACACGUAAGCACAGCCCCAAGUCUGAGCACAGUGGAGACCACCAGAGGGUAAGCUGAGGAGGAGAAGAGAGGGCUCGUUUGUCCAAAGGCUUAGUGAUGCCAGUGAGGGCUGAUUUUCCACUCAGAAUCAUCUUGCUUCUUAAACUCUGCUCAGUUGUCAUAUAGAAACAUAAAUUUAUAUAAAUAUAUAUGUCAUGUGAGUAUUUUUAAAAUUUAUCAAUGUGUACAUAUGUAGAUAUGGCCAAGUUUUGUUUAUAUAGACAUAUGGGAACACUUCUUUUAGGGGGCAGAAGUCUGAGGUUUCCGGUUUCUCCGUGGAAGGAAGCUUCUCAGGGUGUUGUGACCUCCCUACCCCACACCCUCAGAUGGCAGAGACUUCUGGCAGCUGAAUUCUUUCUCUGCUGGGACUCGGUGAUGUUCUCAGGGGCGGGGAGGAGGGGCAAAAGGAAAUUAUGUGUCUGCUUUUCGUAAUAUGCUCUUUUACAACACAAAGUCAUUUACCAUGUAAGGUUCACCGGGAAGGAAAAGACUAGAAAACAUCAGGGAUGGUGACCAAGCGAGGACUUGUAUCUUCCCAGGAUGGCACAAAGUUCCUUGAGUCCCUGUCCAAACUGCCAGUUGCCCCUUCGCGGCAGGGCCUUGGGGCCAUACCCAGGGUCUGCUCCCCUCGGCUGUGUUGCCCUUCCCACACCACCCCAAGUUUCAGAGAACCCCCCGCCCAGAGUAUUUGUGUGUGGCAGGGAGGGUGGAAGUGCCUAAACUCUCGAACCAUAGAACUAGCUUAAUGCGCUCCCGGAUUGCACAGAAGGAAGUCUGAGCACCUUGAGGCCCUACUGUCUACACGGCAUGUAGCAUCGCGUGGCACGGACCUUGCAGUCUCGAGUUUAGAGAGAAAAUGAAAACUGUAGCCUGUUCCUCCCAAAGACAACUUCCAGGUUGUCAGCCUGCCCGUGGGGUGCUCCUGACCCUUUCUGCAAAGAAAUGUUGCACUCAGACUUGUGGAAACUCUGGGGCUGGCUGGGACAUGCGCAUGUCACACCUGCUUCCGCCUCAUGCUCCAAGUGGCAGCGUCUGUCAGUUCUUUUCUCUCAAGACUCCAAACACACCGCACACUUGCAUGGCCCCAGAGCAGGGCCACUCGUUGCAGGGGAGGGCUGUUCGUUUAGUUCACCUUGUUUCUCCGAGGCUGGCCCCCGUUCUCUCUUGAACACUGUCAUUAUGUAGCAGUGGCACCUUUGGAUUUGGGGCUGUGGUUCCUCCUACACGAUCAUAAGCCUUGAGGAGUUGAAUUCUGUGUUGUGUGGUCAGGUGUCUGGGCAGGUGACAACACGUAAGGAGAUGCAAAAUGCCUCCUGCUCUACCCCCAAUCCCUGCCCUCGUCACCAGCCCCCUGGAGAAGCCCCGCUGCCCUGACUGCAGUCCCGUGGCUCUGCUGGGCCUCUAAGGGUGCCACCUCUCUGCCACACCCAGAGUCCACUGCCAGGAGCAGCUGCUGCCUGGACUUGCCACCUCACACAUGCCCAGAGGGGACCCAGGACAAAUUGCCUUGAAGAUGAGGAAAGCAUUUUACUGCUUGUUCCCUCCAUGGAAUGUCGCAGAAGAAUAACACUUUUAGGACAGAUGACCACUGAGUUUAUUCAGGAACACGCAGGCCUAAUUUAAGAGUGUAUCAGUUUGCCUGUCCAUUAACCGGUGCAGUUAAUACACAAUGCUUCUAUUUUUCUUUCCUUUUGUAAUCUUGCUUAGAAGUGUCAAAAACAAAAAAACCGCAGUCUACUGAUGAAUAAACUUGUGGAAAAACA